AUGGUGUCCUUUUCUGUGCUUGCAGUUCUAUCACUCUUUCUUAUUAUUGUUUACUAUGGUGUUAUUGCGUCCAGGGGGAAAAAGGUCCCGCUUGGCACGCGGCCACUUCCUGGACCCAGAGGUCUACCAUUUAUCGGCCGUGUCCACGAUGUUCCCAGUGUAGCGACAUGGUUGAAGUUCUACGACUGGUCGAAAGUGUAUGGCCCAAUAUACCAAAUGGAGAUCUUUGGCUCUGUACACGUUUGGAUCUCAUCAGAAGAGAUGGCCCACGACCUGCUCUCCAAACGCAGUGCCAUCUACUCUGACCGUCCCGUCAUCCCCAAUCUGCCUGACAACAGAACUUCGGGCGACUAUCUCGCCCUCCUAGGGCGAACGGAAACAUGGAAACGCCAACGCAAAGUCUGCCACCAAGUCAUGGCCCGCCCCUCUAGCGAGUCCCUUUACAACUACCCUGCCAUAGAGAGUAAGCGCCUCCUCUACCAUAUGAGCCGCACUCCCUCGGACUACAUCGGACACAUUGAGCAAUACACCAGCCGCACUAUCUCGCGGCUCUCCUGGGGCUCCCCGCACUUCGCGGACGAACUCCGAGUCGGCACUUUCGGCCUCUUGCAAACCAUUUCUCCCUCUGGUGCAGUUCCGAACAUCGUCUCCCCGCUCUCGUACCUCCCUGCCUGGUUGAGUCCAUGGCAACAAGUCGAGAACGCGAGACAUCUCCGUGAAAGGAAGUUCUUUGAGCACUGCAUCAACUCCGUCAAGAGCGCGGUGGCCAAAGGCACGGCCAUGGAUAGCUACAUGAAGGUCUUCCUCGAGACGAAAGACAAUCACGGAAUGCCUGAGGAGGAGGGCCAGUACCUCAUAGGCAUGAUGGCCAUCGCGGGCGCACUGACGGCCGGGAGCCCGCUGCAGAGCUACAUCCUCGCCAUGUGCUGCUACCCCGAGUGGCAGGCAAAGCUGCGAGAGGAGAUGAGGGCGUGUAUUGGGGAUCGGGCGCCAGAGUGGCAAGAUCGGGAACAGUUGCCGCUGUUGAGAGCGGUAGUCAAGGAGGUGGUGAGAUGGAGGCCGCCUGUGCCUACUGGGAUCCCCCACCGCCUCGAGAAGGACGACGUCUACAACGGCUACCACAUCCCCGCCGGCGCCACUAUCCACGCCCUCGAGUGGGCUAUGACCCGGGAUCCCCUCACCUAUCCAUCGCCCGAAGAAUUCAACCCGGCCCGCUACCUCGACCCGUCCUUCCCGACCUUCCGCGCCCCGCUCACCGUGUACCCCAACCUGAAAACGCACACACAGUUCGGAUUCGGGCGGCGCACGUGCACGGGCAUCGAGAUUGUCGAGCAGGAGCUCUUCCUCGUGAUGGGCGGGCUGGCGUGGGCGUUUGACUUUUCCAAGAAGAAGAAGAAGAAGCAGCAGCAGCAGAAGAAGGGUGAUGAUGGGAUGAAGGGGGGGGAGGAAGAAGAGGAAGAGCUGGAUAUUAUGAACUACACGAGCCUACUGAUUGCGAAGCCGGAGAAGUUUGAGUUUUGCUGCAGCUUGGUUGAUGGGCGGACGAGAAGAGAGCUGGAGUGGGCCUGGAGAGCGGUUAAUGGUGGGGGGGUGGGCGAUCGCGUUGAGGGAGAGGAGGAGGGAGGAAGACUGGGAGAGGAGGAUGGUGAUGAGGUGCUGUAUCUGGGCACGCCGACUGGGAGCGAGAAGUAUGGAUGGGGCGAGAGCGAGGGGGAUAGCGAGGGCGAGGGGGAGCGGGAAGAUGAGGGCACGCUCGUGGAGAAGGAGGUGUUGGGGCGAGAUGGGGAGGAGAAAUAG
This is a messenger RNA of Drepanopeziza brunnea f. sp. 'multigermtubi' MB_m1, 1797 nucleotides long. RefSeq lists its product as uncharacterized. Gene Ontology annotation, molecular function: iron ion binding; oxidoreductase activity, acting on paired donors, with incorporation or reduction of molecular oxygen; heme binding. NCBI's taxonomy places the organism in Eukaryota, Fungi, Ascomycota, Leotiomycetes, Helotiales, Drepanopezizaceae. The record is from RefSeq and is a predicted model, not a curated record.